AUGAACACGGGGAAUAUGCACCUGUUUGAUGCAGAUGGACGCAUGAAGAAAUACGACAGCCCUGAAGAGAUUAUCGAAGACUUCUAUGGCAUUCGUCUGGGGUACUACUUGCAGAGGAAGGAGCACCAGCUGGCACAGCUGAGGCACGAGCUGUUGCGGCUGGACAACCGCGCUCGGUUUGUGCGGGCGGUGAUUCAGGGCGAUGUGGUCAUCACCAACAGGAAGCAGGCAGAUAUCGUGGCACAGCUCAAGGCCCGUGGCUUCACCCCUCUCCCCAAGGGCCACGCUGCCGCCCCUGUGGUGGUUGGUGACGUGGACCCAGGCAGCACUGACGUCAGCGCGGAUGGGGAUGACGUGGAGAUGGACGACGUGGAAGCAACAGCAGGGCAAAACCUGACGUGGGAACGGGUGGAACAGUUGGAGAGGGAAAGGAAAGGCAAGGAGGAGGAGGUGGUGGUCCUUGAGGCCACGUCGCCCCUGCAGCUGUGGGAGAGGGACCUGGAUUUGUUCCUAGAGACUCUUGAGGAGGUGGAGGCAGAAAUGGCUGAGGAGGAGAGGGAGAGGGAGCGGUCUGCCAAUCAGCACAAGGCACGUGGCAGGAAUACAGCAGGGAGGAAGGGCGGCAAGCAGCAGGCAGGGGGAGCAAGCAGGGGGAAGAAGGCAGGAGUAACCGGGGGCGGGGAAGGAGGAGGGGGCAGGGGGAAGGCAAAGGCGGCAGUGGGAGAAACAGGGAUCGGAGAUGGGGGAAGGCAGGGAGGGGACAGGGCGCAGGGUGGCAAGGGCAGGGCUGCAGCGCCUAUGGAUAUGCCAACCCCAAGGCAAUCCACUCCCCGCCACUCCUCCCGCCUCACCCGCACCCAAGCAGCUGCUGCUGCUCCUGAUGCUGCCUCUCCCCAGCAGUCGAAGGAACAUGCGGGCACAGAUGCACAGGGACGUGCAGACACACCGGCAGAGAGUGAUGCAGAGAUGUCAGGAGGGCAGGGAGGAGGAGAGCAAGAGCAAGAGGAUGUGGAUGUGAAUCCGUCACCGCCGUUCCCACCGCCAUCGCCAGCAGCAGCAGCCGGCAUGAGAGAGUCGCCUCCUGUGAUUGAAAUGACAUCGUCGGAGGAAGAGGGUGGCGGGGGUUUUGGCUUGCAGGCAGGUGUGGGGCUGCGAUUGGGUGACUCGGUUUCAGAUGCAGGAGACACGAGCAACACGAGCAGUGGCAACGCACGCAAUGGCGACGCUAGCAAUGGCUCCAACAGUCCGAGUGCUGCCUCUGACCCGUACUCUCUCCACUCAUCUCCCUCCGCAUCCCCACCGCUCUCCACCCCUCUCCACGCCUCUUCCACCCCCAACCCCCCCACAAACACAGCCACGCCUCAUCAUGCUGCAAAGCAUGAGGGAGGGGAGGAAGAGAAAUUGGAGGAUCUGAACUGA
Molecule: messenger RNA, 1419 nt
Organism: Closterium sp. Yama58-4
Lineage: Eukaryota; Viridiplantae; Streptophyta; Zygnematophyceae; Desmidiales; Closteriaceae
Source: the annotation of a GenBank genome assembly